Lepisosteus oculatus (spotted gar) is the source of this 6517-nucleotide messenger RNA. RefSeq names its product Src like adaptor 2b (gene sla2b). The record is from RefSeq and is a predicted model, not a curated record. NCBI's taxonomy places the organism in Eukaryota, Metazoa, Chordata, Actinopteri, Semionotiformes, Lepisosteidae. Gene Ontology annotation, cellular component: cytoplasm; COP9 signalosome; plasma membrane. Gene Ontology annotation, molecular function: phosphotyrosine residue binding; epidermal growth factor receptor binding. Gene Ontology annotation, biological process: signal transduction; regulation of MAPK cascade.
AUACAAACAAACAGUAGACAAUGUACAAGUAAACAGUUUAAAUGUAAACAAUGCAGACAUGAAGACAAUGGCUGGAGAUGUAAUAACUACAACACCAAGCAAUAAGACAUCUGAGAAGAAUGGCCUACUGAUUUUGAUAAGGCUAAAAACCAAGCUGAUAUACUGUACACUGGACUACGUCAAAAAAUGACUGCUUCAUCUUUUAGUCUUUUUUGCUUUCGGAAUCUGUUUGGUAACACUGGCCAAAGUUUCCAACCUCAACCUUUUAUUUUUGUUUUGUUGUUUGCACAAGGUUGGACCACAAAUGACACAUUUAUGGUUGAACUAUUUUUAGCAUGAGGUACAUCAGAUACAGAACAAACCAAAAAGACUUAGUGUGCUGUUAAGGCUUUCACAGUGCUGAAUCGUCUUUCCAAGCACAUAAUCUGCAGGAUGUUCGCGUGCAACCUUCAUUAUCUGUUGAUUUCUCAAUGUCCUCUUAUUUCAUUUUCCCCAUUGGCUGCAAAUGAUUUUCCACAAACGUGGUUUGCUUGUUUUUUCUUUUACAACUUGACAUCUUCUCUGUCGAGUGAAGACAAGUUCUCACUGCUGAAAUAGUCUUAUCUGAUAUCCUGUUUGGUUCCAAUCAAAGGCUCUCUGUCAAGCACAUCAGAGUCAGCUUGUGUAACUUAGAUUUACAGUAUGUCAAUAGUAUCCCACCAAAUCAGUUUUAAUAAAACGUGAUCCCACCUAAGCAGUCUUACAUAAAUGAAUGUUAUAAGAUGUUUUGCAGGACUUCAGCCAUGAUCAUCCAUGGACUUCAUUGUCCUCCAUGAAAGUUAAAGAACAUUGGAAACAUCCUUGAGAAGCUUGCAGGGCUCUGCAACCUAUUUGCAACAGGAAUUAUUGAUGUCCUUAAAUUCAUUGACUGUUUUUGCUAUUGCUUGUAAUGGCGCAGACCGCUGAUACAGUAUAUUCACUCUCUGUUGUGAAGCCAUCUCCCAUGCCAGCUAGUAUGUUUCUUGUCCAGCUUGUCUGGUAUGACCGCAAGGCAUCACGUAGUGUACAGUAUAUUGGUGAAACCGAAUUCUGUCAGAAUAUUCCAGAGCACAGCGGUGCUAAAAUGAAAAGGGCACAGUAGAUGUUCGCCCUCACAGCUAUGGCCUCGUCUGCCAGUUUAACCUGUCCUUGCUCCUACUGAAUCACCAUCCAGUGCUUGAUGUUACGAAGCACAACUCUGCAUACAGUAUACAGCUGAGGUGGUAGCGAGUCUAUAAAUGAGCUGAGGUUUGCAGAUAAUGUGAUCCUGCUCGGCUGAAAAAUUGGCUGACCUUCAAACACUGACAGAUUAUCAGCAACUAAUGGUCUCUACCUUGAUACACACACGUUACCCAACAUUCAAGCACAAGGAUGCCUACCUCAUGCAUGAUAUACAAACUCCUUCAUCAGAGCUCUACUUUAAUGCCAAUGAAGAACACCAUGAGGAACUAAACAAGGGAAGAAAAAUGAGGGCAAACCAGUGACAUCACUGAACAUCAUAUGGAAAUCCUCAUACAUCAAGAGUGCACACAAAAAGAAAACCCUGAAGUUCACAUGGACAGUGCAUACAACGAAUGAAAAGGCACUGUAAGGUUAGAGGACGAGAUAACUGCUGAAUGUCUUGAAAAUGCUGACACCUUGUCUGCUCAUAUCAUGACUGCUCAUGUGAAUGGGAAGAUGACAGGCUCAAACCUAUGAUACUGCAGUGUUAUACAUGGCUGUUGUAUCUGACCCCCAGAAAGAGGCAAGACCAUCCUGUUUUGACAGUGCAACUAAGACCAAUCUAAACUAACAUUUUAAUAGAGUCUGACUCAAGUCCUGUUACUGGAGUGUAGUCAGGGUCACCAUGACAUUUAUAUCUUCAUGCCUCUGCUUCCAGCUCUGUGGGUCACCAAUUAAUUGUACAGAGUGCACUGAGUUCCUAAUGAGCUGGCUGUAGAUCAAAGCUGUGGCUCUUUUGUUUGUUCCUAAAUAGGGUAUGAUGCUUAUUCAAGUUACUAACUUACAUAUUAGGAAUCAAGACUCCAGAGCUUUUCAGCGCACCAUAGGCUUCCUUUACCAAGAGCUGUGUGUCCUUCUGGAACUGAGAAAAAUCAUUUUUGCAUGUUUUUGGGGCAAUAGACUAAAUAUUUUGCCUUCACACUUCAGCAUGGAUUUGACUGUGAUUGUGAUUGUGCUAUUCUGCAGUUGCAAAAUAAUUACAGAACAAGGUCCUUGUUUAGUCUGUUGCCAAGAAGGGAAAACUGCCCUACCAAAUACUCUAUGCUGCCCCAACAAGCUCUUCUUCUUUGUGAAUUGGAUUUCUGUUCAUUUUACAAAGUUGUUAAAAAAAGGGUGACGCAGACCAACACAAGAUGUGAGUUUCAUGAGAGAGUACAAACCUUUCACUGUCACACAGUAGUGGUAGUUUCCUUUUCAUCACACUAAUGAUUAAGAUAUCUUCAGAAAUAGGGGGGACGAUUCCACUUUUGAUAAGUCAGUUAUUUUUAGUUUUAGCAAACAUCUGCACAACCCCAGCCUAGCGAUCUUUUCCGAAGCAUCUUGUUUACCUUCAGAAAGCUGCCUCCUCUUUGAAAUCCUCACGUCACAAGAUGGAACAGCGUGGCAGCAUGACGUAUUGCAAAGGGCGUGUCCCGUGUGAGACGAUGCACUUGUGUGAUUAAUAAAUUAUUAAAGUUGUUAAUUUUCCUGAAGGAGGAUGUGGAAGAACUAACCAAGUCAUUUAUCAUAAUGAUCAUUCCAGCAAAGAAACCGCCUUUUGUCACAGUGCAAAUGUUUGUGUUUUUUUGGUUCCAUUUGUACUCAUCACGAUUAUUACACACAUCCAUGAUGGUAAUAAUAAAGGGACCUAAAAUAUGUUGGAAUAUUACUGUCAUGUUACGCAUUUAAAAACAUGAGGUAGAUUUAAAAGGUUAGAAGGUUUCCAAAAACCAAUCUGUUAUUAACCUGUUUAAUCUGCCAUGUUUUUCUUCCCCAAGUACAAAUUUAACAGAUUAAAAUAUUUGCCAUAUUUGUUAGUUUUUAAGCACUCAGAUGUGGUUGAUUUGCAAUCGCUAAAGAAAUAUUUUGUUCUCAGAAAUUUGUAUAUUGGUUUGUGUCCUUUUAUUUUAUUUUUGUUAAUUUUCAUUACCUGUUAAAAUCAGUUAACAUUUUGCUCUUGGUUUUUUAAAGACAAUACACCUGAAAAAAAUAAAUGAUUGAAUUAGACCUUUCUGUUAACAUUUUUAAAAGCUUUCUGUGCAACAUUUAAUGUCUUAGUAAGACAAAUUAAAAUAUAAGUCUCCGUAAAGAUAUAAAGACUUAUAAAAGCUUGACCUAGACAUAUUAUGAGGAGGUCUGACCCUUCCCUGAUAGACUAUGUGUUUUGUGUAUAACCACUUCUCUACUCCAAAACAACAGUCUUCUGCAAGAAAGCGUCCUAUGAUCUGGCCACAACUAAAACAAAAAAGACGCAAUGUUUUUGGGUCAAGAUGGAUGACUUGUCCCUGUACGUCUUCAGAGCAGAGUUUUGUGUCAGGGCAUCAGCUCUGUCGUCACAGGAAAUUUGCUGCAAGCUUGAGGCAGCGGCAGUAGACGGGAGAUGUACAAACUAGCCCACAGGUUCCCAUUGUUCUUCAGUGAUUUCACGUCAUUCCACACCUGCACAGCGCUCUUGCAGAGGAAUAACUGAGAGGAGGAGCUCGGCAGUGGCACAGUGCAAGACAACGCGUAGAGGAGACUAGAUCCCAGACUCACACUCGCUCACAAAACACAGCUGGUGCAGCCGUCAGUCGUCGGACCCUUCACCUGGAGCCUUUUGUAACAUCAGUCAGCCACAGAAGCCUCAUGUUCGCAGACGUGAACUAGACAAAUGCUAAACAGCAAGGGAACACAAUGAUGAUCUGCCAGUGAGACUGUUCAACACCAGAGCAUACAGAGCCCACAGCGAAAUGGGGAGUCGUCCCAGCAAAGGCAGGCGAAACUCUUCUCAGCAGGCGAACCUCUCGAAUCAGCAAGAGCCCCCGCAGGCCGCCGCAAGGGACCCCAAUAAAUAUGUGGUGGUAGCUCUCUACAACUAUCCAUCUGGGGGUCCUGGUGACUGCAGUAUUCGGGUUGGGGAGCGCCUCAACAUCCUGUCAGAGGAAGGAGACUGGUGGAGGGUGUCCUCUACAGCCACAGGCAAAGAAAGCUACAUUCCCAGCAAUUACACUGCCAAGGUUUUUCACAGGUGGCUGUUUGAGGGCAUCAGUCGCGAGAAGGCAGAGGAGUUGCUGCUCUUGCCCUACAACCAAGCCGGCUCCUUCAUGAUCCGCGAGAGCCAAAGUCAGAGAGGGGCCUUUGCACUGUCAGUGCGGAGAAGUACCACUAGCUCAUGGGAUUCAGUGAAACACUAUCGCAUCCGACGACUGGAAAAUGGCUGGUUCUACAUCUCCCCCAGACUGACGUUUGCCUCCCUCAUACAGCUCGUGGAUCAUUACUCUGAGUCAGGUGAGGGUCUGUGCUGUAUGCUGAGGGAGCCAUGUUAUAUUCAGGGUUCCAAUAACGUCCCAGUGCUGACCGGACCACCACCCACGGCAGUAAGAAAACCUACCCUGAACUGGAAAGACGUGGACAGGUCCAUGCUGUUUUCGAACGACAAGGAUACCACAGAAGAGUCGCUGGUGAGUGAGGGCCUUCGAGAAGCCAUCAACUCUUACCUCUACAUGACGGAGGAGAUGGGCUGUGUGGACUGCAUCGACAGCUGGAAGACCUGACAAGGGCCGCGGGGCGCGCCGGAGGUCAAGGAAAAGACAUCGGGAGAGUUCGCCAGAGCAAAACCAUGCCCGCAUUGAUUCCUCUCCCCUCGCCCCUGUUGCGUCAGAAGGCUUAAAUAUAUUCCUCCCCGCUGCUGAGUGCAGUCUUAUCCGACAGUGGUGGGAACUGAAAGAAAGAGUGCCGUGCGAUGUGGCUCUGGUCUGCAGGAGGAGGAUUGUAACUCUCCCAGCAUUGCGCACGUACCGGAGAAACACAGCUGCGAGUAAGUUUGGGACCAGGAGAACUCGCAAUGUUUUGCUCAUUUUCUGGAACGUUACGGACACUUUUCCCAAAGGCGAGUCCUUUGAUAAUCCAUGCUGCAGCUCAUAUUUAAUGCUUGUUUGGACACUGGAAACCAGUGAGAAAGCAAAGACCUUUUAAGGAUACUACACAGUAAAUGGGAACACAUGCUGACGAACUCUCCUAUUCACAGAAGAUGUUCCAUGUUCAGGGAGCAUAAAGGCACCACAGCUCUUAAUCUUUGCCACAUGGACCACCCAGAUCACCCCCAGAACCCUUCCAGGUAUUCUUCCAUGUUGUACCACCCUGUGGCUCACUGAAGCAGCUCUUCUUGGUCUCUUUUUCAGUUUACUGCUUUUUAGUGCAGUUUAUUAUACAAGCUUUACAUACAGUUAGAGAACUAAAAUUUGGCAGUCAAACUGCUAACCAUUGGUCUUUUGUUUCUUAAUGAUUGCUUUAUGUGACGUGGGCGAUUUUCCAAAGAUUUUCAGAACAUAACACUGUAUUUUUAAAUUAAUGACUGUGUGUGUGGGGGGGGUGAUAUCACAAUUGGCUAGCGUGAAGACAUUUUCACAAAAUCUUAAGAAGAGCUUAAGAAUCAAACUGUUAUGCCCCAGAGAAAAUGGCUAGUUUAGAAGUAUGCGUAGGUCACUCAAAGGUCUCAUCUCAUAUACACAACAAAAGUUAACCAUGUCAAAUCAUCAGUAAUUUAAAAUGGCAAUUCUGAACAAUAAGCACAUACAUAAGCAGACCAAAGAAAACUUUCCGAUAAUUUGUUGGUAACAAGGUAAUGAAAGUAUCCAUUGAGUACAUUCAAGUUGUUAGAUGUAAGUGUUAUUUGUUUGUUAAUUCUUAAAAUUUAGUCAUAAGACACAGGCUCACUGGGUACAGGAAAUGGAUCUGUUAUAAACAGUGAAUGGAAAGUGUGGUGUCAAUUCUGUGUAUUAAGACAUUGUUGUAACCAGCAGAGACAUCAGUUCAUGAAAACAGAGUGGUGCAAGGAAAAAAAUUCAGAAGCAUCAAAGAUUAUAUGAUUUUUUUGCAAACUAAUCCACUGGUUAAAAAGAAAAAAAAAAGAUUUCUGUACUGAUUUUUGUUAGUGUUCAACUGUUACCUUCAAAACUCCCAAAGCAGAAAGUUAUUUUCAUAUAUGAAAAUAAAAACUGACAGUUAUUAAGCAAGAAGGAUUGCUUAAUGAAAUGAAGUGGAGUAAAUGGUAAUAAUCUAGGUUAAUACAGCCACCUUACCUUGCAGGUAUCUUUAGGUGUUUUAAUCUAGAAGUUCCAAAUAUGUUUUGGAAUUCAGUGUCUAUCAAAACCUUCAAAGUGCUAUUUUUUUAACAAUGGGAAAUGUUUCAGAUGAUAUUAAUACAUUCCACAAAUUGGACAGUUCAGUUGUCUUGAUCUUCUAUGUUUGUUUCUAUGUGUACCUGUAUUACAAUGCAGCUUGUUAAUUAAUCAAGAAUAAAUUAUUUAUGUUUAAUUUA